CGCAUCUUCCGCCAAUGUCGAUCGAGUGAUGUGGGAUCAAUGAUUGGAAGCGACGUCAGCUAGCGGUCAAUAGCCUUCCGAAGAGGCUGGGAGAAAGCUGGAGAGCUCCUUUCGCCUCUCGAGUGCUGCUGUCAGAGACAACAACAUUGCGCCUGAGCGGAUAUACAGGUGGAAGCCCUUGUUGAGCUCCUACCCGUCCGAAACUGUGUCCUCGAGCCGCCGCGAUCACUGUCAGACUUCGACUCGGACGAAUCGCUUCGCGUACCCACCGCGAUUACCGCAGCCAUGGUCGCGACACGAAAUCACCCCACAGACUUUCCUGAGCCUCCAGCUCCGACCGAAUCGCCCGUCAAAGCUUCGCCAACCAAGCGAACGACGCGAACCUCGGAAUGGUCGCAUACACCUAGCAAUCUGGCCCUGAUAUGGCUCGCUGUCAGUCUACCGCUCGUGAUAUGGGAUAUGGGAUAUGUGCUGCUGCGACCGUAUUCUAUGCCUGGAGGAAGUCUGCAUAAGCCACUUUGGACACCGUAUGAGCUUUAUGGGCGUGUGGACUACGUGUACGGUCAGUUGGCAUGGGAUCAGAAGUCGGGCUGGACCGCUGCGCAGUCGUACUUUAACUUGAUGGAAACUCUCGCCUACUUGGGAUACCUGGCGCUGGUCUACAAGUUUGGAGAGCAGGAUUCAAUCCAAGGCCGUGGAGCGCCGGACAAAGAGUCAAUGGGCAUCUUUAGCGAGCUCAGCGAGAGCAGGACAUUGACCGGACGUGUUGCCAUCUACGCCGUGCUGCUUGGUUACAGCACGACUUUCCUCACCUUCGCAAAGACCAUUCUUUAUUGGUUGAUCGAGGCCUGCUCGGGAUUUGCCAAUAUUGGUCACAACGACUGGUCGACGCUCUUCUUUUUAUGGAUCGUUCCCAAUGGCGCUUGGAUCAUCUUUCCUCUCUACUUGUCGUAUGUCUUCGGUCAGGAAAUCAUUCAGGGCCUGGAGAUGGCAAGCGGAGAAAGCAAGAAAGUCAGGUAG
Molecule: messenger RNA, 1020 nt
Organism: Zymoseptoria tritici IPO323
Lineage: Eukaryota; Fungi; Ascomycota; Dothideomycetes; Mycosphaerellales; Mycosphaerellaceae
Exons: 4
Coding region: 286-1020 (244 amino acids)
Source: RefSeq, a predicted model, not a curated record